Molecule: messenger RNA, 2519 nt
Organism: Coregonus clupeaformis (lake whitefish)
Lineage: Eukaryota; Metazoa; Chordata; Actinopteri; Salmoniformes; Salmonidae
Exons: 4
Coding region: 37-843 (268 amino acids)
Source: RefSeq, a predicted model, not a curated record
AUUGUAUGUGUGGAGUACACUAUUAUUGCAUACACCAUGACUCUGAGCAUGUCUCCGGCUGCGGUGUGCCAGUGCUUUACUCUGGUGUCUCUGUGCACAUCCAUCGCUGACCCCAACUGGAUCCAGGUCAGGAACAGUACUGACCCCGGAGGCAAACAGCUCAUCUAUGGAGUGGCCUUCACACUGCACGCUGCCCAGAACCUCACUGACACAGGUCCUCUGGGUGGUGUUAAUGGCUGGGGGAUGUGGCUGCUCUAUGCUUUGGCGGCUCUGUGCUACAGUGCUGUCCUGCUCUCCAGCUCCUCCUUCCUAUUGGACUUCCUGGGGACUGGGAUGUCCCACCCUCGACUGGUGGUGUCACUCCACAUCUCCACAGUCGUUUUCCUACUGUCCAUGCUGGGAGUGUGCGGGGCCUGCCUGUAUGUCAUCAGCGGCAACCUUCAGGAGGGCAAAUUUGGGCUACUGUGGGACUGGCUAGGGGGCUGGACCUGGCCUGGGUCUGGGUCUCCUAGGCCUGGGUCUGGCUCCAGGAGCCAGGGAGGGGGAGGGGCAGUGGGGUUGCAGGCUUACCCAGGGGAGAGCUUCUACAUUGCCAUGCUGGGCCUGCUCUUUUCCUGCCUGGCUUCCGUGAUCAGCCUGAGUUGCCCGGGGGACCCCACCUCCACCCAGAGUGACUACACAGCCGUGGUGGAAGGGGAUGACAGUGACACAGAGCCCCUCACCCCCAGGGAGCAGGGAGUGGGACAGUCUGACGGCGACAACAGGGGGGAGGAGUGGGCAGGAGAGGUGUUCCCUGAACUGACUCAGGGGGAGGUGGAGACUGCUAAAGGGGGUUCUGUUUAAAUGUGUGGCAUAUAAGGUGAACUGAGGCUUGGUUCACGACUAGAAUGCGAACCAGGACCACACAUGGCCUGUAACAGACUUUAUUAGACAGCAGUGCUGGCCCCUUCGCUGGUCAUCUUUUGGUUCCUAAUUGUUUCACUGGACCGAGCUAGUGGAAUCCAGUCAGGAGCCAAAAAAGAGAUCAGAUGCGUUCUUUUAAUGUUCGUCUGCCAAUAAAAAUCACUCUCGGGUCAUUGUGUGUGUACAGUUGCACAACAUGGAGUAAACCCGUUUAUGGAAAAAAAAGAAUUACUUUUUCUUUCCCUUGUGGGAGUUUAGGCCCAGAGUCUCCAACUUCACUCGACCAAGGUCAAUAGUUAUUUUGCUUGCUGUGAUGGUUGAAAAAGUGUGCUACACAGUUAAGCUAUUUCUGUCUGUGUGACCAGGGCAAGUGUGUUAUAUCAGAUGUGUGACACAAAUUAUAUGCCCUUCAUGCUCUUUUAAAUAUAGUUGAACACUUGGCAGCACUUGCAUGAAUGGAUAGUAAACUCUCAUCAAUGGGAACAAGCUUUGACCCUGUUCCCAUUACUGCAAAAAUAACCACUGGGGUAUGUUCAGGAUCAGCUAAUGGUUUCAAACACUUCAAAACCAGAAAAGAUGUUCAAUUGAGCAAAAGUUGAGACAUAGCCCAUGUUUGUACAAUCACCUAUUCUCCUCUUCUAGUUAUCAUAAAAAUCCCUAGAGGAAGGGUUUUCUGAUUAUUUUUUACAGGUUGUUUUCUAACCUAUGCAUUAUCUUAACUUCUUAAACCCUUUGCAAAGUCUUUCAUAGUGACACUUUAAGUUUCCCAAAUGGAGGACAGAAAUCCCAGAGAUUAUUCAUAGGAGAUUUACCUGAAGUGUACUGAAACUGGAGUUUCCUUUGAGAAAUUCAAUUUAAAAAAGCCCAUUUGGCUAUUAUUGCCACUAUAGCUUUUAUCACUUUUAAUUGAGCCACUAUUUAUUAACGCAUGGAUGUUUACUACUAUAGGAAGAAUUGAGUGGGGAUAUGACGUUUUACCUUUCCACAGCAGGUAGUGUAAAUACAUGGCUCUUGCCUUUAAAUGAGUUGAUAUACUAAUUAUAUUAAAAUAUGAUGUAUUGAAUAUUUUAUGUACUUAAAUGUUUCUGGUUUCAUAUAAUGUAGACACUGCUAUUGGUCACUAGAUACUACAGAUCACUGUGAAAAUAUAUCCCGGUUUGGCAUCUUUAGAGGUCUACAUUACAGCACAAACCACUGGAUAAAGCAUGGUUAUCCUGCUUGAAGGCAACCAAUAAGACAAGCUCCUUGAUGGUGCUUGGUUGCAGAUGAUGGUAGGACCAUGGAUAUUGGCUUAAUUAAUUAAGAUAGCUAAGAGGCUGCCUAGAAUCAGGUUUUCCUUACCCACUUGUUUCCUGGACACAGAUUAAGCCUAGUCCUGGACUGGGAAACAUGUUCAAUCGAGAUUCUCUUUUUAGUUCAAGACUAGGCUUAAUCUGUGUCUGGGAAACCAUCCCUCAUUCUCUUCCUCAGGUACAUAGGAAGACAUUCCUUCUCUUAUUCCAGGGUCACAGUCCCAUCUCUAUGAAUCAGACUGUUCAUUGUGGUUGUUUGUGAUGUUAUUUAUUCAUUAAACUGUUUUGUGUUUAUGUAAAACGUGUGAAUGCAUUUUCUUUCUG